This is a messenger RNA of Phalaenopsis equestris, 941 nucleotides long. Its product is annotated as ABC transporter G family member 39-like. The record is from RefSeq and is a predicted model, not a curated record. The annotation marks the transcript as partial. The transcript has 5 exons. NCBI's taxonomy places the organism in Eukaryota, Viridiplantae, Streptophyta, Magnoliopsida, Asparagales, Orchidaceae. Gene Ontology annotation, molecular function: ATP binding; ATP hydrolysis activity.
AAAAAGGCCAACCAGCACUAUCUGAGGAGGCCUUGAAGAAAAGACAAAUUAUUGCAACAAACAGGCUUCAGCAUUCAUCAUUUGAAGGAGAAAACUGUAAUCGUCAAACUAGUGCCAGAGAUAAAUCUAUGAGGAUCUCACCAUAUGAUUCUAAUCCUACUGAGUUGAAUACAAGGAAACAAAUGGCACUUCCAUUUGUACCACUUUCUCUCACUUUUGACAACAUAAAAUAUUCAGUAGACAUGCCACAAGAAAUGAAAGGAACAGGGGUUGCGGACAAGUUGAUGCUUCUAAAGGGUGUGAGUGGGUGCUUCAGACCAGGAGUUCUUACAGCACUAAUGGGUGUUAGUGGAGCAGGAAAGACAACUCUUAUGGAUGUACUUGCAGGAAGGAAAACUGGAGGAUAUAUAGAGGGAGAUAUUACCAUAUCUGGAUAUCCCAAGAAGCAAGAAACUUUCGCUCGUGUGUCAGGAUAUUGUGAACAAAAUGAUAUCCACUCCCCACAUGUGACAGUUUAUGAAUCUCUUGUUUACUCUGCAUGGCUUCGACUUCCUUCUGAAGUUGAUUCUAAAACAAAAGAAAUGUUCAUUGAAGAGGUUAUGGAGCUUGUAGAGAUGGCAUCUUUAAGGAAUGCACUAGUUGGAUUGCCUGGUGCAAAUGGUUUGUCGACUGAGCAACGCAAGCGACUAACCAUUGCUGUUGAGCUUAUCGCUAAUCCUUCCAUUAUUUUCAUGGAUGAGCCUACCUCUGGACUUGAUGCCAGGGCAGCUGCAAUUGUAAUGAGAACUGUAAGAAACACUGUUGAUACCGGCAGGACAGUUGUGUGCACGAUUCACCAACCUAGCAUUGAUAUUUUUGAAGCUUUUGAUGAGCUAUUUUUGAUGAAAAGAGGAGGCGAAGAGAUAUAUGUGGGACCAUUAGGACAUAACUCUUUUCAUCUC